AUGCUUCAAUUAAUCUGCGUUCUUUGCGUUCCGAAUGAGGAAGGCACAUACUAUGGCCUCUCUACGCCGCUGGAUAUCAACCACUACUUCAGCAAGGCACCAGAAUCCGCUGCUACCAAUGCCUCCGUUAAGGGAUUGCCGAACCGCCCUGGUCCAGCACCGCAGAUCCCGCGUCGGGGUGGCCCCAUCCAGAAGAGGUCUAUACCUCAUGUGAAGAAAGUGCUAGCCGUAGCGAGCGGAAAAGGCGGGGUGGGAAAGAGCACAGUUGCAGUUAACCUUGCCUUUUCUCUUGCGAUGAGUCAAAAAGCCGGAUCCCCGCGUUUGAGGGUAGGCGUAUUGGACUUGGACAUCUUUGGGCCUUCCAUACCGAAGCUCAUGGGCCUCGAAAGCGCGGAGGAGCCGCACCUCACAAAAGAGGGUGCCAUUGUUCCGCUCAAGAAUCACGGCCUGCCCUGUAUGUCUAUGGGCUUCUUGCUCCCCCGCCCACCAGGUGCAGAAUCGAGCGCAGACACGCCGGUAGUGUGGCGUGGGCUCAUGGUACAAAAGGCUGUACAGCAGCUCCUGUUUGAUGUCGAUUGGAGAGAGCAAGAUGGUGACGCUGGGUUGGAUGUCUUAGUAAUUGAUAUGCCUCCUGGCACAGGAGAUGUUCCUCUAACGUUGGGUCAGCUUGUCAAUGUUGACGGUGCCGUCAUUGUGUCUACACCGCAAGAUGUCGCCCUAACAGACGUUCGAAAGGGUGUAGCGAUGUUUCAGAAAAUAUCUGUUCCUAUUGCUGGUCUACUACUCAAUCAGGCUUAUUUUCUCUGCCCUUCCUGCUCUACGCCACAUAACUUGUUUGGAUCCCCCGACUCGUUCCAUGCGAUCGCCAAACGUCUUGAUAUCGACGUACUUGGCGAGCUCCCUGUCGUGUCCGCGGUAAGUGCUAGCGGUGACCACGGUGUACCAUACGUUUUAGGAAGUGACGGAACAAACGCAAGUGGAGAUAGUGGGAGAGUGUGGAAGGAUGUGAUGAGCGGCGUGGCUCACAAUGUCCGACAGUUUUGGUCAUAA
Messenger RNA from Fibroporia radiculosa, 1050 nucleotides. RefSeq lists its product as uncharacterized. Bases 1 to 1050 code for a protein of 349 amino acids. The transcript is spliced from 7 exons. Gene Ontology annotation, molecular function: 4 iron, 4 sulfur cluster binding; ATP binding; ATP-dependent FeS chaperone activity. Gene Ontology annotation, biological process: mitochondrial respiratory chain complex I assembly; iron-sulfur cluster assembly. Lineage: Eukaryota; Fungi; Basidiomycota; Agaricomycetes; Polyporales; Fibroporiaceae. The record is from RefSeq and is a predicted model, not a curated record. Gene Ontology annotation, cellular component: mitochondrion.